Messenger RNA from Hermetia illucens (black soldier fly), 812 nucleotides. RefSeq lists its product as uncharacterized. The transcript has 2 exons. Bases 6 to 461 code for a protein of 151 amino acids. NCBI's taxonomy places the organism in Eukaryota, Metazoa, Arthropoda, Insecta, Diptera, Stratiomyidae. The record is from RefSeq and is a predicted model, not a curated record.
UAGCCAUGCGGAUCCUUUUAAUAUUAUGUGGGGUUCUCUCUGCAGUAUGUUGCAAAAGCUACGUUACGGCUCGUCACCAAAAUGUACCACAUCAGAAGCUUUCUCUUAGAGCAUCAACCGGAGAACAAUCAACAUUGAGCCACCUAAUUAUGAAACGAGCUGCAAUUCAUGCAGUAGAUAGGUCACCAGAGAAGUUUUCGGGAAUUCGACGUUUCCAAGGCUCGACAAAAUACUUUCAAUCUUCUGCUCUCUUGCGUCGUGUUGCUAGAUCACCUCAAGCUGCAGAUGAUGGCAAUGAACCUCAAGACUCUUCAACUGGUGGACCAUGUCAACCACCAGAUGAUAUUGCUAAGUUGCGGUUCGAUCGCGUGCGGCAUAACCAUUCUCAUUCUCACUGGAGGCAUAACGAACGUCAAAACCAACCACAGAAUGCAACGGAUGCACCAAGUGAAGCAAAUUGAUUAUAAAAUCAAUACCUUCCCUUUAUAUACUUUUUAAUUGUUGUUUAAAUAUUUUCAUUAAUUUUUUUGAAAGGCUACAGUUCUCUGUGUUUGUAGAUGCACCUCACAUCUCUUUAAAUACACAAUGGCAAAAUGGAUAGUACAUUCUGCGAAGAACUACCUAUGUAGAAAUGACUUUUUUGGAAAACUGUUUACCCCGGUUUUCAAGCUUAUUUUUCAUGGCUAUUGAUCUUUUUUUACAAAUUCAGUGUUCGUUCAUUUUUCUUGAAAGUAAUUUAUUGGUGAUGCCGUGAUACUGAAAUCUGGCAAUUUUACAAUAACCUUGAUACCACGUAAUGUUACGGGGAGUUU